UUCCAAACUCCAUCAGCGCCACCAAUCAUGUCCGGGCGCGGCAAGGGCGGGAAGGGGCUGGGCAAGGGCGGCGCGAAGCGUCACCGGAAGGUGCUGCGGGACAACAUCCAGGGCAUCACCAAGCCGGCGAUCCGGCGGCUGGCGCGGCGGGGCGGCGUGAAGCGCAUCUCGGGGCUCAUCUACGAGGAGACCCGCGGCGUGCUCAAGAUCUUCCUCGAGAACAUCAUCCGUGACGCCGUCACCUACACCGAGCACGCCCGCCGCAAGACCGUCACCGCCAUGGACGUCGUCUACGCGCUCAAGCGACAGGGCCGCACCCUCUACGGAUUCGGCGGCUGAUCUGCUGCUGCUGCUGCUGUUCGGUUCAGUCUCUGCUCUAUGGCUUUCUUCUGAGUGCGUGCGUUGUUGUU
Triticum aestivum (bread wheat) is the source of this 410-nucleotide messenger RNA. Its product is annotated as histone H4-like. Gene Ontology annotation, molecular function: structural constituent of chromatin; DNA binding; protein heterodimerization activity. Lineage: Eukaryota; Viridiplantae; Streptophyta; Magnoliopsida; Poales; Poaceae. Gene Ontology annotation, cellular component: nucleosome. The transcript has a single exon. The coding region runs from base 28 to 339 and encodes 103 amino acids. The record is from RefSeq and is a predicted model, not a curated record.